Molecule: messenger RNA, 1965 nt
Organism: Nycticebus coucang (slow loris)
Lineage: Eukaryota; Metazoa; Chordata; Mammalia; Primates; Lorisidae
Product: keratin, type II cuticular Hb1
Exons: 9
Coding region: 213-1727 (504 amino acids)
Biological process (GO): keratinization; intermediate filament organization
Cellular component (GO): keratin filament
Molecular function (GO): structural constituent of skin epidermis
Source: RefSeq, a predicted model, not a curated record
UCCACUCCACCCUUAAACCACGUUCUGGAGAGGCGCUGGACCUGGCCGACAACCCAAGCCCAUAAAGAACAAAUUGCGCCGAUUCCAUAGCCAAGCCCCUGCAGAAUCAGACCAUAUAUAGGACCCGGUCGCCCUGACCAGCACAUUGAAGUUUCCACUAGGACUACAGAAACUUUAUCGGAUUCUCUGCAACCCAGACGUAAAAAAGAAACAUGACCUGCGGAUCAGGCUUCGGCGGCCGCGUCUUCAGCUGCGUCUCAGCCUGCGGGCCCCGGCCCGGCCGCUGCUGCAUCUCCGCCGCCCCCUACCGCGGCAUCUCCUGCUACCGCGGCCUCCCCGGGGCCUUUGGCAGCCACAGCGUCUGCGGGGGCUUCCGCGCUGGCUCCUGCGGUCGCAGCUUCGGGUACCGCUCAGGCGGCGUGUGCGGGCCUAGCCCACCCUGCAUCACCACCGUGUCGGUCAACGAGACCCUCCUCACGCCCCUCAACCUGGAGAUUGACCCCAACGCCCAGUGCGUCAAGCACGAGGAGAAGGAGCAGAUCAAGUGCCUCAACAGCAGGUUUGCCGCCUUCAUCGACAAGGUGCGCUUCCUGGAGCAGCAGAACAAGCUGCUGGAGACCAAGUGGCAGUUCUACCAGAACCGCCAGUGCUGCGAGAGCAACCUGGAGCCGCUGUUCGAGGGCUACGUGGAGACGCUGAGGCGGGAGGCCGAGUGUGUGGAGGCCGACAGUGGGAGGUUGGCAGCGGAGCUCAACCACGUGCAGGAGGUGCUGGAGGGCUACAAGAAGAAGUAUGAGGAAGAAGUUUCCCUGAGAGCAACAGCUGAGAAUGAGUUUGUGGCUCUGAAGAAGGACGUGGACUGUGCCUACCUUCGCAAGUCAGACUUGGAGGCCAACGUGGAGGCCCUGACCCAGGAGAUCGACUUCCUGAGGCGGCUGUAUGAGGAGGAGAUCCGCGUUCUCCACGCCCACAUCUCAGACACCUCGGUGGUUGUCAAGAUGGACAACAGCCGAGACCUGAACAUGGACUGCAUCAUUGCCGAGAUUAAGGCCCAGUAUGAUGACAUUGCCAGCCGUAGCCGGGCCGAGGCCGAGUCCUGGUACCGCAGCAAGUGUGAGGAGAUGAAGGCCACGGUGAUCAGGCACGGGGAGACCCUGCGCCGCACCAAGGAGGAGAUCAACGAGCUGAACCGCAUGAUCCAGAGGCUGACGGCCGAGGUGGAGAAUGCCAAGUGCCAGAACUCCAAGCUGGAGGCUGCCGUGACCCAGUCUGAGCAGCAGGGCGAGGCAGCCCUCAGUGACGCCCGCUGUAAGCUGGCUGAGCUGGAGAGCGCCCUGCAGAAGGCCAAGCAGGACAUGGCCUGCCUGCUCAAGGAGUACCAGGAGGUGAUGAACUCCAAGCUGGGCCUGGACAUCGAGAUCGCCACCUACAGGCGCCUGCUGGAGGGCGAGGAGCAGAGACUGUGUGAAGGCGUUGGGGCUGUGAAUGUCUGUGUCAGCAGCUCCCGGGGCGGGGUCGUGUGCGGAGACCUGUGCGUGUCUGGCUCCCGGCCCGUGACAGGCAGUGUAUGCAGCGCCCCCUGCACCGGGAACCUGGCGGUGAGCACCGGGAUGUGCGCGCCUUGCAAUUCAGUCAGGUCUUGUGGCCUGGGUACCUGCGGAGUGGGGUCUUGCGGCGUCAGUUCCUUAGGCAUGGGUUCCUGCAGCAGCAGCUGCAGGAAAUGUUAAGCCCCCAAGUCCAGCCCUGCCCAUCUCACCCCCUACCCCAGGCCAGGUGCCUGGAGCAAGCGCUCAGCCCCUUCUCCUGCACUGUGAAAGGUCUCUCCUGCUCCUGGCCUCUCGUUUCCCCAUGUGACCCUCUACUCCUUGAUUCCAAAGCCCCAGACUGGGAUAGGCUACCCAAGAAAGGAAUUCCCUUGGAGCUCCCAGAAAGGGGGCUCAGAGGCAGAGAGGACCAGCACCUUAC